Messenger RNA from Protopterus annectens (West African lungfish), 1434 nucleotides. Its product is annotated as beta-2-glycoprotein 1-like. Gene Ontology annotation, molecular function: peptidase inhibitor activity. Gene Ontology annotation, cellular component: extracellular region. Bases 65 to 1306 code for a protein of 413 amino acids. The transcript has 10 exons. Lineage: Eukaryota; Metazoa; Chordata; Ceratodontiformes; Protopteridae. The record is from RefSeq and is a predicted model, not a curated record.
UACCUUUAGAAAAGGAAGAAUUGAAUCUGGAAGUUUGUUUGGAGCCUUGUCUGAAGGAUUCAGUAUGACAAGAAGACAUCUUUACUGUUACUUUUCCAUCAUAUUCACUGUCUUUUUGCUUGGGGAUUAUUUUUCUCUUGCACAAGAUAUGCUGGAUGUCUGUCCUGAAAGAUCAGGGAAUCUUACAGAAGAAGAAAGUCAGUCUUGCAUAAAAGCAUGCCUUACUGAUAAAGAUUGUACCAGAAGAAGGAAGUGCCUCUGCGAUGGAGCAUGUGGUCUAAGCUGUGUUUCUCAGGGGAGAAGUUGUCCAUGGCCACUGGAAAAAGAAAAUGCACAUGUUCUACCCAUUAAAGGUUCCCAGACUUUUGAUGCUGUGAUUAAAGUAAUCUGCAAGCCAGGAUUUCAGACAGCUAACAAGAAGAAAGAAUUUUUCAGUCGUUGCCAAGGAAACAGAAAAUGGAGUGAAGAGACAACAACUUGUGAAUAUAUAAUAAAGGUUCCAGUUUUCUGCACGCAACCGAACAACAUUGAGCAUCGCUUUCAUAAUGGAUCAGAAUUCAGAGCAGGAGAUUUAAUUCAGUACAACUGCUCUCCUGGAUUUCAGCUUGAAGGAACAGACAUCAAUUACUGCCAAGAAGAUGGAUUGUGGAGAUAUCCAGAACCAACAUGCCAAGCUAUUCCAAAGCCUUCAGUUGUCUGUAUGCAGCCGAACGACAUUGAACAUGGCUUCCACAGUGGAUCAGAAUUCAAAGAAGGAGACACAGUACAAUACAGCUGCUCUCCAGGGUUUCAGCUUGAGGGCACUAACAUCAAUUACUGCCAGGAAGAUGGAAACUGGAAGUACCCAGAACCAACAUGUCAAAAAGUGUUUUGCAAACCACCGAAGGAGAUUAGCAAUGGAUAUCUUGUGGCUGUUCAAAAACCAAAGUAUCAAGCCCUUGAAAUAAUUUACUACCUGUGCAAGAAGGGGUUUUUCCUGGAUGGUGUCAACAAAGUCAUAUGCCAAAUCAAUGGCAGCUGGUCAAACGUUCCUGCUUGCAGAGAUCGUUGCAAGAUCCCAGUGGAAAGAAGUCGGGUAUUGUACAAAGGAAAAAAGCUGUGGGUCAGUGAGAUUCCUGAUGGCCUAGUGCGUCAUGGUGAAGAAGUGUCCUUCUACUGUCGCAGUAAAGAUGAGACAUGCAGCUACACGGAGUUUUCUGUGUGCUUCGAUGGUGUGUUGCCUCCACCUUCCUGUUACAAAGAACCUACGUGGGUGCAGUACAACCUGUUUCCAAACAGACUGGUUUCAGAAAUUACUCCAUGUUGAAUUUUUCUCCAUGACAUUACAGCUUCUUUAAAUCCAUAGCAUGGCAUAUGGACACAUUUCGGUUUAGUUUUUUUUUUGUGCUUAUAAUAUAUUUAUGUUAUUUUGGAUAGCACAUUAUUUUGAUAAAA